UUCGUAGUUAGGGAAACCGGAACGAUGGGAAGCGGGAAGGGGGAACCUGGCCUGAUAUUUCAAUUUGGCGGGAAAACCUGAUCGACUUUGCCGCCACCAAAAGGAUCCUUCCCAUAUCUAUCUUUCUCAUCGCUCGUAAUGAUCUGAGAAUCUCCGUCUUCAGACGCAGAAAGAGAAUCAUAAGGAAAUAUGCAGAUUCGCGUGAAAUGCAACUGUGGGGAAGGAGAUUGUUCAGAAUGGGCCAUCGUUGAACUUCAAGGCGUUGUCGAAGCGCAACCUUCGUUUCAAGAUCGCCUCCAGAACCUCGAGAUCGGCGUUCUCUGCCGCCCUUCUUUUCAGGAAGUCUAUACUUUGACUAUCGGAUACCAUGAGUUGACAGGAUCGAAAGUUCCCUUAAAGAAGCCAGUUCUGGUGCUGAAGAAAGUCAAACAGUCCGAUGUAGACAGCGGCUGCGAGAAUAAUGGUAGCGUGGAGCUUCAAGUCAUUGGAAUCAUUAGGCAUCGCAUUUUGUUCAAAACCAGACCGAAAGCCCUCAUUUCAAAACCAAAAGUAGAAGCCAAGGAAAGACAAAGGCCCGUCAUGUGAGGCUCUGUUCCUUCCCAACAAUCAGCAUAACACCACACUGUUUAAUAUCAUUCUCAGGGGUUGGCCCCUCUCACAAAAAAUCUCGGUUCGAGGUCACCACUGGACCGGAAAGGUCAAGAAGCACCAUCAGAGACUUUGACGAUAAACUUCAUAUCAUUCUUAUCCCUGUAUUGUAAACCAUGAUUGAUGUAUCGACAUUACUAGCAACCACAUUAUCUGAGAGGGACCGCCAUUUCUCUCCUGGAUAACUUUGUGAUGUCACUUUUUAGUUUUUUUUUGUUUUUGGGAUACAUUGUCACUUUUUAGUUUUAGGGUAUACCCAUUUAAAAUAUCUACUUCCUGUAAUUUUAAAAUCAUCUUUUAUU
Prosopis cineraria is the source of this 950-nucleotide messenger RNA. RefSeq lists its product as uncharacterized. Gene Ontology annotation, cellular component: Ctf18 RFC-like complex. The coding region runs from base 190 to 585 and encodes 131 amino acids. Gene Ontology annotation, biological process: mitotic sister chromatid cohesion. Lineage: Eukaryota; Viridiplantae; Streptophyta; Magnoliopsida; Fabales; Fabaceae. The record is from RefSeq and is a predicted model, not a curated record. The transcript has 3 exons.